Molecule: messenger RNA, 2453 nt
Organism: Gadus morhua (Atlantic cod)
Lineage: Eukaryota; Metazoa; Chordata; Actinopteri; Gadiformes; Gadidae
Gene: crdhl
Product: retinol dehydrogenase 12
Exons: 7
Coding region: 384-1379 (331 amino acids)
Source: RefSeq, a predicted model, not a curated record
GAGGUAUCACCAUGCAGUCCCCUAUCGCUUUAUUGGAGUGAUUCCUAAAACGCCGACGACUCCAGUCGUCUAGCAACCCGGGAGACCGUGGGACGCGGAUCCCUUACACCGUAUUUAAAUACACGGGGCGGUGCGGAGACAACAUGCUCCUGCAACUCACACAGAACACUAAAAUGACAUGCAGCCUGGAGCAAGCGGCAGCGUUAAUCGGUGCGAUCGGGGCGCUUUGUCUAAGAUAUGCAGUCUGGUAAUCUCUGGUAAUCUGCCUGCGUCUCUCUGAGCCGUGCACACCGCGGUUUAACUCGUCCGAACCCUAUUCAUAGCACCGGUGGCGGCGGAAUACACCGAAACCCAGUGCAACUCUGCAGGAAGACCCGGGUGUAAUGAAGACCGACUCGGACCCCUCGGACCGGUGGGUGCUCCCGGGGUACGGAGCCGCGGUCGCCGUGUCUGUGCUCGGCGUGUGGUUGCUACGGCGAUGGGUGGCCGGCGGGGUGUGUCGCUGCACGGCCCGUCUGGACGGCCGAACCGUCCUGAUCACCGGAGCCAACACCGGCAUCGGCAAGGAGACAGCCCGGGACAUGGCCCGCCGCGGGGCGCGGGUGGUGAUGGCGUGCCGGGACCUGACCCGGGCGGAGCGCGCGGCCGAGGAGGUACGGCGUGCCACUGGCAACGGGAACGUGGUCAUCAGACACCUGGACCUGGCCUCCACCUACUCCGUCAGGAUGUUCGCUAAAGAGUUCCUGGGCAGCGAGGAGCGGCUGGAUAUCCUGAUCAACAACGCUGGGAUCAUGAUGUGUCCUAAGUGGCUGACUGAGGACAGCUUCGAGACCCAGAUGGCUGUCAAUCACCUGGGCCACUUCCUGCUGACCAAUCUGCUGCUGCCCAAGCUGAGAAGCUCCGCCCCCAGCCGCGUGGUCGUAGUGUCCUCCCUGGCUCACGAGACCGGAAAGAUCGACUUUGAUGACCUGUUCUUCGCCAAGCGGCCCUACAGCCCCAUGACCAGCUACAAGCAGAGCAAGCUGGCCAACGUGCUCUUCUCCAGAGAGCUGGCCCGCAGGAUGAAAGGUACCGGAGUGACGGCCUACAGCCUGCACCCAGGGGUGAUCCGCACGGAGCUGGGGCGUCACGUGGAGAGCUGGUUCCCCCUUCUGGGGGUGCUUCUGAGGGCCCCCUCCAUGCUGCUGAUGAAGACCCCCACCCAGGGCGCCCAGACCUCCAUCUACUGCGCCGUGACCCCCGGCCUGGAGAAACUGUCUGGGGGCUACUUCAGUGACUGUAAGGAAAAGCGCGCCGCUGAAGUGGCGAGGGACAACGAGGUCGCCAAGAAGCUCUGGGAUGUGAGCGCUCAACUGGUCGGGUUGUCGGUCAAAGAGUGAUCCAUGGCCCUCCACCCAACCUCCCCACCACCACCACCUCCACCUCCACCACCUCCACCACCACCUCCACCUCCACCUGCCCCACCACCUCCCUCUCCUCGAACCUCCUCCAGCUCCCCCUCCACCGAAACCUCCUCCAUCACUUCCUCCAGCUCCAAGGGCAACAAUUCCUCCUGCGCCACCUUUUCCUCCACCUCUUCUACUGAAACUACCUUCACCACCACCUCCACCUCCUCAACUUCUCCCACUACCACCUCAUCCACCACCACCACCUCCAUCUCAUCCACUAAAACGACCAAACACCACCGCUACCACCUCUUCAUCCACCACCUCCUCCUCCACGCUGAGACCCCUGCGUGAGGGUGGGGGCGGAGUCAUCAGUCUACUGGCGAAAUAAAAAAUAUAUUUUACUCAUCUUGGUUCCUUCAAGAUGGCGGCUUAGAAGGUGUGUGACAUCGUUUGAUCAAGCCCUUCAAUAAGUCAAUACAUAGAUGUAGAGGUUCAAAGGUCAUGAGGUAGACUCCUCCACAAGAAAUAACGCAGACUAACUAUAACGCAAAAUCCAGGUAGCGAGGUAGCGAAAGAACAUUAAGAGUUCCCUUGGGUCCAGUUUUGGUUGCUCAGAAAGAAGAUCUUUCUGACACUAUUUCCGAUUUAUCGUUUAGUCAUUGAGCAGACAUCUCUAGCCUGAGCAGCUCAGUCAUGUCCGACGCAGUUGAUUACGGAGCAGGUCAAUGGAGGCUUCAAACCAAGAACCUUCAGACUGGGAGGCAAACCACCGACCCCCUGUCUACUGUUAGGAGGACAACGGGGAGACGGAUCAAACGAGGUGCGAGGUAACGAGGUUCUGAUACAGCGAGGAGCUGGUGGACGUCUUGGGGAUCAGAAGGCGAUCUGUGACCGGUCUUUAUCGAGGAGACCUGAACCUGGUCAGCCUCUACUAGGACACGGAAUAGCGGGGACAAAAGGGAUUUCACACGGCCACUAAGAAUCCUCAGAAUAGAAGCAAUAUAUCUUGUAUCCUAACGUUUUGGAAGUGUUUGUUAUAUAAAAAAUAUAUCUAUGAACCCAGUG